ACCCAUUUUCGCCGUUUAUUAACAACGACAACAAUCGCCGGUUUCUCUCUCUUUCUCUCUCCUCGUUCUUCUUCUUCCCCACUGCUUCAAUUCAAUUAUCGAAGAGAGAGAAACCAACCUUUGAAACCCUAGCUAUGGCGGAACUAUCUUCAUCUUACUCCGUAUAGAUUUUCUGAUCAUCCACGCUUCGGAAAAGUCUAUUUAAACGAAGAAAUUUUGUAUAGUUUUGAAUCAUUUUUAUCGACGGUUGUUGAAAACCGGCUAUGGCGGAUGCUGCAUUUUCGACGGUUUUCUUCUCCGCUAGGGUUUCGACUUCCUUACGAUCGCAGAUCUCUCGCGAUCCUACAUAAAAGCUCAUUGACAAUUUAUUUUGUUCUUCAUUUCUUAUUUUCAUUAAGGUAUUGUUGAAUAAGGAAGUUUUCGGCGGUGGUGGUUGUGGAAGAGGCGGAGGUGGAUUUUGUGGUGGUGGAGGAGGAGAGAGAAAGACGAUAAUGGCGGGGUGGGAGAGGUUGAGGAGGUGUUUGAGAACGGUGUUCUUCAUGUUGGCAAUGCUGGCGUCAUUGUUGGUACAAUGUUUGCCAUUAUUGGUAGCCAUUGGAGAUGUUUUGGUGCCCUGUGUUUUGGUUUCGAGCUUCACCUGUGUCAGGUGUUACGGCUUUAAACAACACCUCAGAAGAUACGCUUUCAAGAGCUCUUUGGUUGAUAUUCCCCUUGUUUCUGUCUUCAGAUCUCUCCUUAUUACCUGUGUAUAUUCUCUCUCUGAUGCUCCUGCUCUUUCUCAUGGACCAUAUCUUGGAAGUGUAACAAUAUGCUCUAUUUCUUCAAUUCUUCUUCUGUCAGUUAAGGCCUGUGUUUUCUCUGUGAAUUCUCAAAUGGAAGCUGAAGCUUCUCUGUCUAUUUCAAGGCGUAUUCUUCAUUUGAAGAAGGCGUGGGGUAUGCCUGUUUUGUUUUUGUCAUCUGUAGUUUUUGCUCUUGGCCAUAUGGUGAUUGCCUAUCGAAUUAGCUGCAAGGCGAGGAGAAAACUCCUAUUUCACCGCGUUGACCCAGAGACGGUUCUGUCUUGCAAGAGUUUGCUAUCUGCCUAUCAAAAGCUUCCACGGUCUCCAAUUCCCUCCUCAGCAAAGGUCACUCCUAAAAGUGACAGUGAGACAAGGAGGAAACCUUAUGGUCUGACCCGUUAUGAAGGUGUCUUGCCUGUCAGAUUACUUGCCGACAUUGAUAGUUUAUUCACAACUUGUGAAGGCUUCACAAUCCAUUACAAGAUUAGCAUGCCUAGCUCUCCUACGCGUUCUCUAUCAUCCACAACCUUUGUUGAACCCAGUAGAAGCUGCAGUCCUCAGCUGGGAAUUGGUAGGGUAAAUGUUGACCGGCCAUUAAAUGCUCUGUCAAAAACCCAACAUAAUCUGUCUAGAAGCUAUAGCAAUCAAUUCUAUUCAUCUUCUUUGUUUGACCCAUUGCUUGAAAAUUUGGCACGUUCUGCGGUUUCAUCUGACGAAUUUCCUCCUAUGAGCCUUGAUCCUGUGGAUGAUAAGGAUGUAAGUGAUUUAAGCCCUUUGAAAUUGGAUUCAGGUGUAGAGGCAAAUGGAGAGUGUGGUAUUGUCCUUGUGCAUGGAUUUGGAGGUGGAGUUUUCUCAUGGAGGCAUGUCAUGGGUACACUGGCACGUCAAGUAGGUCGAACUGUUGCAGCAUUUGAUCGGCCUGGGUGGGGUUUAACUCCUAGGCUACUAAGGAAGGAUUGGGAAGAAAAACAAUUGCCAAACCCUUACAGACUUGAUACUCAGGUUGACCUGCUUCUGUCCUUCUGUUCAGAAAUGGGGUUUUCUUCAGUGAUUUUUGUUGGGCAUGAUGAUGGUGGUUUGCUUGCACUAAGGGCAGCAGAAAGAGUGAAAACAUCUGGGAGUUCUACAAAUAUUUCAGUCAAAGCAAUAGUGUUGCUGAGUGCAGAUCUUUCUAGAGACGUAGUUCCUUCGUUUGCUAGGAUCCUUCUGCGUACUUCGUUGGGAAAGAAACAUUUGGUACAGCCGCUGCUGCGGACUGAAAUUACACAAGUGGUAAAUAGGCGUGCAUGGUACGAUGCCACCAAGCUGACAACAGAAGUCUUAAACCUAUACAAGGCCCCUCUCUGUGUAGAAGGAUGGGAUGAGGCUCUUCAUGAAAUCGGUAAGCUUUCCGGUGAAACAGUUUUAUCACCUGAAAAAGCAGCGUCGCUGGUAAAAGCAGUUCAAGAUUUGCCUAUAUUGGUUGUCACUGGAGCUGAGGAUGCACUUGUUGCUUUAAGACCUGCUCAAACUAUGGCUUCCAAGUUCGUAGAUUCUAGGCUAGUUGCUAUAUCAGGAUGCGGCCAUCUUCCGCACGAGGAAUGCCCUAAAGCUUUGCUUGCUGCUGUAUCCCCCUUCAUUUCCAGAGUUCUAUCCGAUUUUGAAGUGCAGAUCCACACAGAGUGAAAAUGAUCACUUUAGCUAGGUUUUGGAAUUUGGAGGGUCUUCCCCUUUUUUUGGGCCUCCUCGAUUGCGUGCCUUUCCUCGUGGAAACUGCAUAGAAGACGGUAUAGUGUUCUUCUUUACUCAGGUUGUAGUUUUGACAGGUUGGAACUUCAUUCCAAACUCAGGUUGUAGUAUUGGUAUGAGUUCCGUGUAAAUUUUUUAAAAAAAUUUAAUUUAUUUACUUCUUAAAAUGAGAAAGUUACUGUCAACGUGUAGAUAAUCUUGUUGUUGGCUACCAAAGGGUAAACAAUGACAAUUUGUAUACAUCAUUUUAUUAUCUAUGCGUUGUUGCGUGA
This is a messenger RNA of Spinacia oleracea (spinach), 2779 nucleotides long. RefSeq lists its product as uncharacterized. NCBI's taxonomy places the organism in Eukaryota, Viridiplantae, Streptophyta, Magnoliopsida, Caryophyllales, Amaranthaceae. Bases 492 to 2444 code for a protein of 650 amino acids. The transcript has 7 exons. The record is from RefSeq and is a predicted model, not a curated record.